Messenger RNA from Zonotrichia leucophrys gambelii, 4909 nucleotides. RefSeq names its product striatin interacting protein 2 (gene STRIP2). The record is from RefSeq and is a predicted model, not a curated record. The coding region runs from base 31 to 2544 and encodes 837 amino acids. NCBI's taxonomy places the organism in Eukaryota, Metazoa, Chordata, Aves, Passeriformes, Passerellidae. Gene Ontology annotation, biological process: cytoskeleton organization. Gene Ontology annotation, cellular component: cytosol. The transcript is spliced from 21 exons.
CACGUGCUGGCGGCGGCCGCGGGGCCGGGGAUGGAGGCGGCGGGAGGCGGCGGAGCCCCGGGCCCGGGCAGGGCCCGCCCGGGACAGCCCCAGACACAACCCCAACCACAGCCACAGCCCCAGGCACAGCCCAAGGGCCGGGAGCUCUUCAGGAGCCAGCGCAAGGAGUCCGAGGGCUCCGUGGAUUGUCCCAACCUGGAAUUCGAGUACGGGGAUGCCGACGGCCACGGCGCUGAGCUGGCAGAGCUGUACAGCUACACCGAGGAGCCCGAGCUGAGCCACAACAGGAGAUGCUUCGAGGAGGAUUUUCACACUCAAGUGCCGGACAGGAGGUGGCUGGAGCUGGACAGGGCUCAGCAGAAGGCCUAUGUCAUGCACCUGCUGGAUGGGCUGGAGGUGGUCAACAGGGACAAGAGGCUGCGAGUGGCACGGGCCAUCCUGUACCUGGCACAGGGUGUCUUUGGGGACUGUGACAAUGAAGGUGAUGUCCUGCACUGGUCUCGGCACAACAGCUUCCUCCUGUACCAGCUGGGAACCUUCUCUGCCUUCCUGGAGCUCCUCAACAUGGAGAUUGAGAACAGCCAGGCGUGCAGCAGCGCCCUGCGGAAGCCGGCGAUCUCCCUGGCCGACAGCACGGAGCUCAGGGUCCUGCUCAGUGUCAUGUACCUGAUGGUGGAGAACAUCCGCGUGGAGCAGGAGACGGAUCCCCCCGAGUGGAAAAGCUGCCGGGAGACCUUCAGGAUGGAGCUGAGUUUCCCUGUGCACACUGAGGAGCCCUUUGCUCUGCUGCUCUUCACCAUGGUCACCAAGUUCUGCAGCGGCCACGCUCCACACUUCCCCAUGAAGAAGGUCCUGCUCCUGCUCUGGAAGGUGCUCCUGUUCACGCUGGGCGGGUUCGAGGCGCUGCAGGCCAUGAAGGUGCGGCGGCGGGAGGAGCUGGGGCUGCCGCCGCUGCCCGAGGACAGCAUCCAGGUGGUGCGGGGGAUGCGGGCGGCCUCGCCGCCCACCUGCGCCAUCGAGCUCGUGGAGCAGCAGCAGCAGCAGCAGCAGCAGCCGCAGCAGCCCAAGCGGAGCCACCGCAGCCGCAGGCCCCUGAUGAAGCAGGACAGCUUGGAUAUCUACAACGAGAGAGAUCCCUUCAAGAGCGACGAGGGAGGGGUUGAUGAGGAGGAGAACGACGAUGUGGACGGCGGGAUGGAGGGGGAGCUGGAGCUGGUGGAGCGGGACGCGCUCAUCCCCGCCCUGCCGGCGCAGCGCCUGCCCAUCGAGAGGGUGUCCUUCCCCAAGGGGCUGCCCUGGGCCCCCAAAGUCAGACAGAAAGACAUCGAGCAUUUCCUGGAAGCAAGCAGGAACAAAUUCAUCGGCUUCACGCUGGGACAGGACACUGAAACCCUGAUAGGGCUCCCACGGCCGAUCCAUGAAAGUGUGAAGACGCUGAAGCAGCACAAGUACGUUUCCAUCUCGGAUGUCCAGAUCAAGAACGAGGAGGAGCUGGAGAAGUGCCCCAUGUCUCUGGGGGAAGAGGAGGUGCAAGAAACCCCUUGUGAGGUGUUGUAUCGAGCAAUGUUGUACAAUCUCCCCCAGUACAUGAUCGCUUUGCUGAAGAUCCUGCUGGCUGCUGCACCCACCUCCAAGGCCAAGACUGACUCCAUCAACAUCCUGGCAGACGUGUUGCCUGAAGAGAUGCCCAUCACCGUGCUGCAGAGCAUGAAGCUGGGCAUCGACGUGAACAGGCACAAGGAGAUCAUCGUCAAGAGCAUCUCGGCGCUGCUGCUGCUGCUCCUCAAGCACUUCAAGCUGAACCACAUCUACCAGUUUGAGUACGUGUCCCAACACCUGGUGUUUGCCAACUGCAUCCCGCUGAUCCUGAAAUUCUUCAACCAGAACAUCAUGUCUUACAUCGCUGCCAAAAACAGCAUCUCUGUCCUGGAUUAUCCCCACUGCACGGUCUGUGACUUGCCUGAGCUCACAGCAGAAAGCCUGGAAGCUGGAGACAACAACCAGUUCUGCUGGAGGAAUUUGUUCUCCUGCAUUAACUUGCUGAGGAUCCUCAACAAGCUGACCAAGUGGAAACACUCGAGGACAAUGAUGCUGGUGGUGUUUAAAUCAGCCCCCAUCCUGAAGCGGGCCCUGAAGGUGAAGCAGGCCAUGAUGCAGCUCUACGUGCUCAAGCUGCUGAAGAUCCAGACCAAGUACCUGGGGCGCCAGUGGAGGAAGAGCAACAUGAAGACCAUGUCUGCCAUCUACCAGAAGGUGCGGCACCGCAUGAACGACGACUGGGCCUACGGCAACGACAUCGACGCCAGGCCGUGGGAUUUCCAGGCCGAGGAGUGCACGCUGAGGGCCAACAUCGAAGCCUUCAACAGCCGCAGGUACGACAAGGCGCAGGACUCGGAGUUCGCGCCGGUGGACAACUGCCUGCAGAGCGUGCUGGGCCAGCGCCUGGAGCUGCCCGAGGACUUCCACUACUCGUACGAGCUGUGGCUGGAGCGGGAGGUGUUCUCGCAGCCCAUCCGCUGGGAAGAGCUGCUGCACUGCCAGUGACGGCCCCGCUCCUGCCGCCGCCCGCAGGGCCGGGCUGGAUCCGGGGGUUUUAGCGCAGCUGGGGAAAAAAAUCUAAACUUUCCAAAGAGACCUGAGUGGUCUCUGUGUGCCCUGCAGACACCUCUUUUUGGAGGUCAUCCUGUGACUCCCUGGAGACCACAGAGCGUGGGUUGCAGAGUGGGCUCAGAGCCCGGGUGUGUCCCCGUGCAGGCUGGGGGUAAGGUGAGGAUUCCCAGUGGGAAUUCCAUCCCUCCCACACGGCCCACGCUCCUUUGUGUGGGUCUGUGCUGGCUGCUGAUGUGCUCCCAGCACAGGCACACAGGCUGGCUUGGGAUGGAGACAGCAUUCUGUGCUGUCCCUGGGCUGGCACUGCUGCUGCUGGGGUGGCACAGCCCAGCUCAGAGCCCUGAUGCCACCAAGGCCAGGUCCUGCAUGUCCCCUGGACACCCACCUGUGUCACCUUGGCACCUCUGCUCUCCUCCACCUGGCAUUGUUGGGGUCACACAGCCCAGCUCAGAGCCCUGGUGCCAGGUCCUGCACGUCCCCUGGACACCCAUCUGUGUCACCUUGGCACCUCUGCUUUCCUGCAACUGGCACUGCUGGGCUGGCACUGCUGCUGCUGGGGUCACACAGCCCAGCUCAGAGUGCUGGUGCCACCAGGGCCAGGUCCUGCAUGUCCCCUGGACACCCAUCUGUGUCACCUUGGCACCUCUGCUCUCCUCCACCUGGCACUGCUGCUGCUGGGGUGACACAGUCCAUCCAGCUCAGAGUGCUGGUGCCACCAGUGCCAGGUCCUGCCUGUCCCCUGGACACCCACCUGUGUCACCUUGGCACCUCUGCUUUCCUGCACCUGGCACUGCUGGGCUGGCACUACUGCUGGGCUGGCACUGCUGCUGCUGGGGUGGCACAGCCCAGCUCAGAGCCCUGAUGCCACCAGGGCCAGGUCCUGCAUGUCCCCUGGACACCCAUCUGUGUCACCUUGGCACCUCUGCUUUCCUGCACCUGGCACUGCUGGGCUGGCACUGCUGCUGCUGGGGUCACACAGCCCAGCUCAGAGCCCUGAUGCCACCAGGGCCAGGUCCUGCAUGUCCCCUGGACACCCAUCUGUGUCACCUUGGCACCUCUGCUUUCCUCCACUUGCCAUUGCUGGGCUGGCACUGCUGCUGCUGGGGUGGCACAGCCCAGCUCAGAGCCCUGAUGCCACCAGUGCCAGGUCCUGCAUGUCCCCUGGACACCCAUCUGUCAUCUUUGUACCUCUGCUUUCCUGCACCUGGCACUGCUGGGCUGGCACUGCUGCUGGGGUGGCACAGCCCAGCUCAGAGCCCUGUGCCACCAGUGCCAGGUCCUGCAUGUCCCCUGGACACCCAUCUGUGUCACCUUGGCACCUCUGCUCUCCUCCACCUGGCACUGCUGCUGCUGGGGUGACACAGUCCAUCCAGCUCAGAGCGCUGGUGCCACCAGUGCCAGGUCCUGCAUGUCCCCUGGACACCCACCUGUGUCACCUUGGCACCUCUGCUUUCCUGCAACUGGCACUGCUGGGCUGGCACUACUGCUGGGCUGGCACUGCUGCUGCUGGGGUGGCACAGCCCAGCUCAGAGCCCUGGUGCCACCAGUGCCAGGUCCUGCCUGUCCCCUGGACACCCACCUGUGUCACCUUGGCACCUCUGCUCUCCUCCACCUGGCAUUGCUGGGGUCACACAGCCCAGCUCAGAGCCCUGGUGCCAGGUCCUGCAUGUCCCCUGGACACCCACCUGCCACCUUGGCACCUCUGCCCUCCUCCACCCUCACCCACCUUCAUUGCAGCGCCAGCUGUGCCGUUCCCAGCUGUGGAGCCUGGAGAUCCCUUUGCUCUCCUCCCUGAGUGUCACUGGCAUUGCACAUCCUCUGCAGCCCUGAGGGGACAGCAAAUACAAAUUAAACAGCCCAAGUUUUACCCAGAUUUUCGCUUGUUUGGGGCAAUGUCUGUGCCAGCUCUUGGGGUGGGGAGGGAAGGUGCUUUGGUGAAUAAUUUAUGAGGAAAACAGUGGAUUCUGUGGUCCAUAACUUUCAGGAUGAACAGGAUAUGGAGCUGUAAAUUUUCUGUCAAUUUAAUAACUUAAUACUUCAAUUAAAUAAUGAACAUUACACUUGGGUAAAGCUGCAUUGCAUGAGGGUGGCAUUUGUCAAAGCAUUGUGUGUUCAUAUAGGGCAGGGAAGCCCAAAAUAAACAAGUGUUUGUUAUGGCAGGAUUUGUGCUAAUUGCUUAAAUAAUUAAUUAGCUUGGGAAUGUUUCCUUCAUGGGGUUUGUCCAAGGCCUUGUUCAUGGAAAUGGCAUUAAGCCUUUUAAAGCCUUUUAAAAUAUGCUUUUGUUCAAAAUAAACCAACU